AUGGUGCUGUUAGGGUUGUUGGACAAUGCGAUGGUCAAAUCUCUUGUUCUUAUGUUUAGUUUGGCGUUGAUUUCUGAGUUUGUGGGAGCUCAGAAUGACACGGAGCCUAUAGUCCUGGAGGGCAAAUGUCUUGUGGUUUGCGACUCUAAUCCGACUACAGAUUGGAAGGGCUCGUCCUCUCCUCUAGGCAUUUCGGUGCGUGCGGCAAACUCCAAGGUGGCUUUUUCUGCGGUCCGGAGCAACAAUCAUGAACCGUCGGAGAUGAGCAAUAAAACAAGAAUCAUAUACUUCGACCAAGUAAGACUUUUGGUUGUUUUUGAUAUAGGGAUGUUUUAUUUUACUUCAACUUUAUAACAUCAAAGUUGCAAUGCUGUUUAAGUUCAACGUUUUAUAUAGAUAAUUGAACACACAGCGACAGGUUAUUUUCCCCAAAGUAUAACUAAAUACAAAUCAUCUUUAAAAAAAUCGUUCUAGAAGGGUCUAACGUUGGUUUAGAGAGCAACCUACAUGUAUCAAUAAUAGCUCGCCUAAUGAUUGAUUAAUCAAUAAUAAAAUGAGCAUAGCUCACAUGUGAUAAAACACAAAGGGCUAUGCAUGACCAGCAGGCAGCAGCAAUGGGUUUAUCACUGAGAAUAAUGCAUAACACACUCACACCUACCCGAGUCUCUCUCUCUCAUUUACACUUUGUGUAUGUGAUGAGGUGUGAAUGACGGAGUCAGGCAAAGAAGGUAAAACACCGAAAUCCAGAGUUUAUUCAGUGUACAUGAAUAAAGCGCAGCAAGCGUCAAAACAACACUAGCACAAGGGAAAAAUCCACCUUGGCUACAUACAAGGAAAGCGUAACUCAACCGAGCUACUCACUCUCACAAUGAACAAUCACUCACAAAGGACAAGGGGGCAGAGGGAACACUUAUACACAGACUAAUGAGGGAAUGAGUACCAGGUGUGUGUGAUUGACAAGACAAGACAAAUGGAGUGAUGAUAAAUAGAGCGGUAGUGGCUAGUAAGCAGGUGACAACGAACACCGAAACCUGCCCGAGCAAGGAGGAGGGGCAGCCUCGGCUGAAUUCGUGACAGUGUAAGCAAGCUCUGAAUUGAGAGUGCCAUUUUUGAUUGAGUAAAUGCAGUGCAUUUAACUUUUGUUCCCUUUUUGAAUUAACCUAAAAUCACUGUUUUAUAUCACCUCCUGGUGGCACCUCAACUGGCAUAACCAACACCUUACAUAAAUCAUUGGCUGAAUAUGCCUAAUUGGAAGCCUGACUAUUGGACAAGAGUGCAGCUCCUGUGUCAAGUAGUUGUUGUGGGACUAGUAAACUGCAUUUACACUGGCAGACCAAUUCUGAUAUGUUUUCCACUAAUUGGUCUUUUGACCAAUCACAUCAGAUCUUUUCACUUCAGAGCCAAUUCUAGUGCUGCGUGAUUAACCAAAAUGCCAAUUAUUUUUCCGUUUUUUAAACAACUAAUUGACUGAGGUCGGUUCAAUUAUUGGUGCAAGUUUUGGUUUUUGCCCUAGCACAACAGCUGAUUCAAAUAACCAACUCCUCAUCAAGCUCAUAUUAUUUGAAUCAGCUGUGUAGUGCUUGGGCAAAAACCAAAACGUGCACCAAGGGGGGCCCCCAGACCGAGUUUGGGAAACUCUGAUCUAAAUGAUUGAUAGUUGGUAUUCAGCAGUCAUAAAAGUAUGCCUUAUUUACUUUGAAGAACUACUAAAAUAGUGAUUUUGUCAGGCUGCAUAGGCAGCAGCUCUACAGAGAUGAGAUGAUGACUAAGAAUGAAAUAAAGUCAUCAAAUAAAACAUGUAAUAUACACAAAAUCUGAAAUAUUUUAUUAAAGUAAAGUAAUAUGAAUAACUGAUGGUUAAUAAGUGAUAAGCAGUAAUGGGCAGUCACUACCAUCAUGGGACUUUUAUUAAUUGUUUUAUUCUGUGUUACAGCAUUCAACCCACAUAAUGCAUACAGUAAAUGCAUAGUGCAUUUAAUGUAAAAAAAAUAAAUCGAAACCAAACUGAUGUCAAAAAGCACUAAAGGCUCAGCACUACCCAAUUCUGAUAUUUUUCCCACUAAUUGGUCUUUUGACCAAUCACAGCAGAUCUUUUUCAGGACUGAUCUGAUUGGUCAAAAGACCAAUUAGUGAAAAAAAGAUCAGAAUUGGGCUGCAUGUGUAAACGCAGCCUUUGGGUCUUGUAGGUUGUCAUCACACUGCUUGUGAUGUCAAAUCACAGGAUUAAAACUGUCAGUACAUUUUCUCUAAGGAGUUGAGGUGUCUACAACUACUGAAAUAUCCCAGAUUUAACACUAUAGUAUUGUCACCAUAGUUGUGUCAGCAGAAGAAAAGAUGGUGUUUAAUGGUCCAGCUGGUUAACAGUCCUUAAAAAAAAAAUCUCAAUAUUAAAUCAUUUCUGGGUAACAAUUAAGUACCUUACUGUGGUUGUUUUCAAUUAAAAUUGUAAAAAAGACACAAAAAUAGCUUCUUAGCAAAGCGCAAUUUCUCAAGCAAGAAUAUUGCUAGGUCUGUCUGGGAGUGGUCUGAGUUGGGAGGGGGAAACUGAAAAUGAGCUGUUAUUGGCGGAGAGGUUUGGAACUCUCUUAUUGGUCUAUUAACUAAUUUACCACAUGGUGAUGUCACCAUGGAAGGCCAAAACUCCCUCCUACCAAAACAGUCUGAAAUUUCAGGUGGUUGUUUCAAACAGCUCUUACACUGAAAGGGCAUCAGAAUUUUAACAAUUUCACAGUAUUAUUCCAACCUCAUAGUGUGGAACUAUAUAUAAAACACAGGAAAAUCACAUUUUUGACUGCACUGGGCCUUAAAGCAAUAAUUAUUCUGGUCUGACUUGAAUAGUCAGCGAGGAUAAUAUUUUUUCACUUUCUAAAAUGCUUUAUUCUUCUUUCCCCAGGUUCUUGUGAAUAUAGGCAACUAUUUCACUUUGGAGUCAGUGUUUUUAUCACCCAGAAAAGGGAUCUACAGUUUUAAUUUUCACGUUAUAAAAGUGUACCAGAGUCAGACUAUACAGGUAAGCUAUUUUUUUUGGCCAAAUUGAUUCAGCAAUUUAGUUCUAGUUAUAAUAUAAUGUGAUUCCCAUGAGACAUACUUUUCUAUACAUUGGCCAUGGCUACAUUAUUUGAAAGGGCCUUGUAAUGUAUUAGGAAAUGUGCCUAAGACUAUUGUGUCUAAGUCUAUUCUAUUGGGACAUUUGGAUUUGUAUUGACAGAAUGGUUAUUAGAGGAAGCAGAAACAAAUCUCGGACAAAGAACUUGAUUUCAAUAGAUGCGAGAGUUAGCCGUGUUAGGAAAAUGUCCUGUAAAACUUCAAUGGGAAAUCACAGACACUGAAUGGCACUGAAUGGCUUCUCUUUGCAAAGCUCCAAAGCCUGGAGAGUUAUGGGCUCUCUCUGGGUGGGAAAAGGGGGAGUAGACUACAUGAGCUUAUUAAACAGACAAUCUUAUUAUUCUGGCUAUUUAUGAAAGUGACAAAACUAAGCUAAACAAUUAUGUUUUUUUCCAAAGUACAUCAUCAAGGGAAGGGCUGCUGCAUACUGCACACAUUUUAACUAAUAGCAAUAGUUUAUAGCAAAUAGCUACAGUAGGUAGCUGUGGAUGAUGACGAUGUUUGGCAAUGGGCUUGCAAUCAUGGCAAGAUAUGUUUGUAUAGAACUGUAGCUACAUUAGCUGCAUUUCUCCCCUGUCUCGUUUAUUUUUGCUCAUUGCUGUCUCUUUGGGUCAUCCAGGUGAACUUAAUGUUGAAUGGGAAACCUGUCAUCUCAGCUUUUGCGGGUGACAAAGACGUAACUCGAGAGGCAGCCACCAAUGGAGUUCUGCUCUUUUUGGAUAAAGAGGACAAGGUCUACCUUAAACUGGAGAAGGGAAAUCUAGUUGGCGGAUGGCAAUACUCUACGUUCUCUGGUUUUCUUGUUUUCCCUCUGUAA
Coregonus sp. 'balchen' is the source of this 3922-nucleotide messenger RNA. The record is from the annotation of a GenBank genome assembly. NCBI's taxonomy places the organism in Eukaryota, Metazoa, Chordata, Actinopteri, Salmoniformes, Salmonidae.